Messenger RNA from Stegastes partitus (bicolor damselfish), 664 nucleotides. RefSeq names its product C-type mannose receptor 2-like. The record is from RefSeq and is a predicted model, not a curated record. NCBI's taxonomy places the organism in Eukaryota, Metazoa, Chordata, Actinopteri, Pomacentridae. The transcript is spliced from 3 exons. The annotation marks the transcript as partial.
GUGUUUCACUUCUCCCAGCUGGAGCAGAAGAUGAGUUGGCUGCAGGCUCAUCUGUUCUGUCGGAAACAUGGAGCAAACCUGCUGAGCAUCAGCAGCCCUGAGGAGGAACACUUUGUUCUGCAGAUCCUGCAUGAGAGAUUUGGGGAAUCAGAGGAUCACGAGCAGCACUGGUUUUGGAUCGGACUGAACCGCAGGAACCCCAUGGACAACGGCAGCUGGAAGUGGAGUGAUGGACUUGCUUUAACGUACCAGAACUUUGGCCGCUACUACUACAACAUUCGGCAGUGUGCUGCAGCAGACUUGGGCACUAUGACCUGGCUGGCCAUGCACUGUGACUCUGAGUUGGACUGGAUCUGCAAGAUCCCCAGAGGUACAACCUGGACCUUUUCUUUUGUCUCUUCAGGAAGUCCUGUGUUUGGUUGGUGGAUAUUGCUGAGGGGAGUAAAACAUAGAACAGAAGUAAAUACAUGUCACACACAAGUUUGAAAACCAGUAAAAACUAAACUGAGUUCACCGUCCAAUCAGCCUAACAGCAUGUACGUGGUUAUAAAAACAAGUGGUGAACACCAGAACUUUGCAUGCCUGCAUCAUGGCUCCACGUGGAAAAUAAUUAGCAAAAUAAUUUAAGGAGUCUGAUUGUGAAAUGGAAAAGUAUACAGGAAGA